Messenger RNA from Helianthus annuus (common sunflower), 2055 nucleotides. RefSeq names its product (E)-beta-farnesene synthase. Lineage: Eukaryota; Viridiplantae; Streptophyta; Magnoliopsida; Asterales; Asteraceae. Gene Ontology annotation, biological process: diterpenoid biosynthetic process. The transcript has 7 exons. The record is from RefSeq and is a predicted model, not a curated record. Gene Ontology annotation, molecular function: terpene synthase activity; magnesium ion binding. The coding region runs from base 107 to 1834 and encodes 575 amino acids.
CUUUUUGAAUGGAUGGAUACACAUGACGAACAGUUUGCAUUACGUGUAUAUAUACUUCGGUUGAUCUCAAAAUUUUUAUAGCCUAUCACCAUUAGAAAAUUUUGAGAUGUCAAACUUUCAGCUUUCUAGUGUUUCCUUUUCUUCGUCUAUCUUACCAUCGGCCGUUGAUGAUAAUAGUGACACGAAGCUGGAUGUUAUCCGCAACACUAUGAAUUUCAGUGCUAGCAUAUGGGGGGAUCAGUUUCUUACAUUUGAAGAGCCAGAUGAUCUAGAGAUGGAGAAGAAAGUAGUUGAAGUGCUCAAAGAAGAAGUAAGAAAGGAGCUAGUGAUCAAAGGUUCCUCUAAUGAAUCACUGCAACAUAUGAAGUUGAUUGAACUUAUCGAUGUAGUCCAACGCCUUGGCGUUGCCUAUCAUUUCGAAGAGGAGAUCGAGGAAGCCUUGAAACAUAUAUAUGUUACAUAUGGUGAGAAAUGGGUGGAUCUAAACAACCUACAUAACCUUUCUCUUUGGUUCCGACUCCUUCGGCAACAAGGCUUCAACGUUUCAUCUGGAAUAUUCAAGUACCAUAUGUGUGAGAAGGGAAAUUUUAAGGAGUCUUUAUGUGAAGAUGCUCAAGGAUUGCUUGCUUUGUAUGAAGCAUCUUAUAUGCGGGUGGAAGGCGAAAAAGUACUAGAUGAUGCCCUCGAGUUCACUAAAACUCACCUUGCUAUCAUAGCAAAGGAUCCUUCUUGCGACUCUUUAUUGAGAGCCCAAAUACAAGAAGCACUAAAGCAGCCUCUCCGGAAAAGGUUGCCAAGGCUAGAGGCCGUGCGUUACAUACCUAUUUACCAACAAGAUGUUUCCCACAAUGAGGUCUUACUGAAGCUUGCAAAGUCCGAUUUUAAUGUCCUUCAAUCAAUGCACAAGGAGGAACUUAGCCAAAUUUGCAAAUGGUGGAAAGACUUGGACAUGCAAAAGAAACUACCUUAUGUUCGAGACAGAUUGAUAGAAGGCUAUUUUUGGAUACUGGGGGUCUAUUUUGAGCCUCAACAUUCUCAUACGAGAAUAUUUUUAAUGAAAACCUCCAUGUGGUUGAUUGUUCUGGAUGACACAUAUGAUAACUAUGGAACUUAUGAAGAACUCAAGAUCUUUACUGACGCUGUUCAAAGAUGGUCAAUGAGCUGCUUGGAUUUGCUUCCAGAGUAUAUGAAACUAAUAUUCCAAGAACUUUUGAAUCAUCACCAAGAAAUGGAGGAAUCACUUGAAAAGGAAGGAAAAACAUACCAGAUCCACUAUGUGAUAGAGAUGGCAAAAGAGGUGCUUGAAAACAACUUAGUUGAAGCUAAAUGGUUAAAAGAGGGGUACAUGCCAACUCUUGAAGAGUACAUGUCUGUUUCAAUGAAGACUUGUACCUACGGCUUGAUGAUAGCGAGAUCCUUUGUUGGCAGGGUUGAUAAUAUGGUCACUGAAGACACCUUCAAAUGGGUCGCCACAUAUCCUCCUAUUGUUAAAGCUGCAUGUUUGGUUUUAAGGCUAAUGGAUGAUAUUACCACCCACAAGGAGGAGCAAGAAAGAGGCCAUGUAGCUUCAAGCAUCGAGUGCUACCAAAAAGAAACUGGUGCAUCCGAGAAGGAAGCAUGUGAAUUCAUCUCUAACAUGGUUGAAGAUGCAUGGAAAGUUAUAAAUCGAGAGUCGCUCAGACCAACCGACAUCCCAUUUCCUCUACUACCGUCCACAAUCAACUUUGCUCGUGCGUGUGACGUCAUAUAUAAAGUCAACGACAGCUACACUCAUGCUAGGAAGGAGAUGAUAAAUCACAUUAAAUCGCUAUUGGUUCACCCAUUAGCUAUUUAAGAUUCAAGACUAAAUGCAUGGUCUUUGUCUGCGUUAACAAAUAUCGUUGUUGUAAUGUAUUUUUCUUAUGCUUAUUGUGUGUGUGAUAAGCGUAUAUUUCUGGCCAUGCACGUACGUUGUUCUAUGUGCAUGCCAUACUACGUGCCUGUCAUACCAGUGUUCCAAGGGAUGUUAUAAAAUAAAUGUUUGGUAAUAUAAUUGUUGUUUAAUUACCUGUUAUA